GUCCCCGAUUGCCCCUCUCUGGGUCUCUCUCCACCCCCGAGCAGCCACGCAUCCAGCAGACUAACGCCACUUGCAGCACCUGAUCUUCAUCUUUUUGCUGGGUAAAGGCCCGUACGACUGGGCUGCGUCAGCGCACACCUGCCCUGCGUUGCCUGCGUACCGUGGUUACGAAGUGACCGACACACGCUACGAGUCUGCCUGCUGCUGCUCAGGUCCCUUUUUACUCCACCUUAACCCAUUGACUUGACACACACCACGGCACUCAUGUCAUUGCACCUCUCCUCCCACUCCAUCUUCAAAACCUAAACCUCCCUUCUCCUUACCCUACCUAUCAACCAACUUCGACUGUACUCUCUGUCGAAACAAAACACUCCGUCACCAAACAGAACCAAUCGACACACUCCCCUACAUCAUCAAAACCAACCAACAGAUUGAACGACACAGCCCCCCGUCAAGAUGUUGUUGAAAUCCCUCGCCGCCGCCGGCCUGGCGAUUACGGCCACGCAAGCCUUCGUCAUCGUCCCCGAGAUCUCCGAAGUCGACAAUGAAAUCGUCAAGACCCUCCCCUUCGUGGAGGCUUCCUCAGAGGUUGGCCUCGCGAGCCACCGCGUCAAGGUCGAUUGCCCCGGCUGCCCCUUGACGAUGCGCCAACAUGAUGGCCGCUACCACACAAUGACCGACCUCGACAACCACCUCGAGCUCACUUUCUCCAUCGAAACCGACACCACCGGAGUCGACCACCUCCUCGUCAACGACUUUGAGCUCUACCCCAAGCCUGCUUCGUGGUACAAGGCCCUUCGUGCUCCUCAGGUUCCCGACUUCGCAGAGGCCGCUACCAAGCACCCUCAAAACGCCGACCCCAACACCCCUCAGCUGGGCUACAGCCUAGGCGUCCGCCCCGUCGCCAAGGAUACGGAGCAGGAGCUCGAGCUCGUCGAGGUGGACCUCCAAAUCAUCGAGGUCGGAAACAGCUUCGUCGCCGACGUUCCCAACGUCAAGGUCAAGCUCAUUAAGUCCCCUACCGGAAGCCUCAUGAUUGGCAAUGUCGAGCAAACCGAGACCUCCGUCCCGUCCCACAAGGAAGAGGAGGACCACGAGCCGCCUGCCGAGGACUGCACCACCUUCUACUGCAGAUGGCGCGCCGCCAUCCUGAGAAACAUGCGUGGUAUGAAGUGUGGAGGCCGCAAGCACGGAAGCAUGCGCGGCCAGCACCGUCACGGACAUCACUCUCACAACGCCGGCCAGAUGAGACACCACCACCACACCUGGGGUCAGCUGGCUAAGAACAUCACCUCCCACAUCCUGCUCCCGAUCCUUAUCGGCAUUGUUGCUGGCGUCAGUGUUAGCAUCAUUGGCAUGAUGGUCGGAACCUUCUUCGUCUGCCUCUGGCGCGUCUUCGUCCGCCGCCAAGCCCCCUUCGCUCGCCGUCACUGCCGCCGUCGUGCCCGCAAGAACACGCACCGCGAGGCCGGUGCCGUCGAGGAGAAGACCGAACUCAUGGCCGACUCCGCCGAUCUUUCUCCUUACAAGGACGACGAGGAGGAUGUUCCCAAGACCGAGACCGCUCAGGUCUAGGAGAGCGACAUCAUAUUGGAACUGAAACUCAAAAUCAACUCUCGUGCGACACUGAUGAUACCACUUUUCCUUUUACUCCUUUUCGUUGCUUUGCAGAAAAAAACAACCCACACAAGAAAUCACGUACCGAACCACCAAAAUUUGGACAAGAGAGGAAACCACACAUCUCAUAAAGAAGCGGCGUUUUUGUUUUUACUUUGAUAUUUUCCAGGAACGGGAUUGGCAAAAACUAGGAAUCUUCUCCCAACACGUAUCGAACGUCGUAUCGGAUGCCUUUGAUGUGCUCCGAUUGGAGACGCAUCGUGUGCUGGACGUCUACACACACUCUCAUUUUUCCCACCAAGCGUUAUUGUUAUCAAAUGGACGCCAUGAUAGCUGUAAAGGAAAGCAUUGGGGACUCGAAAUUGUAUUCAUAGGCCUCCCAAAAACCUACAUUCUUUAAAUUGAUUCCUCUUAGCGAGCU
Messenger RNA from Colletotrichum phormii, 2038 nucleotides. RefSeq lists its product as uncharacterized. The transcript has 2 exons. Bases 457 to 1575 code for a protein of 372 amino acids. Lineage: Eukaryota; Fungi; Ascomycota; Sordariomycetes; Glomerellales; Glomerellaceae. The record is from RefSeq and is a predicted model, not a curated record.